AUGCUUGCUGUACAUUCAGAACAAGGUGGUACAGUCGAACAAAAAGGUAGGAGUACUAAAGGGAGCAAAAUAUACAAAAAGAUCGAGCUCGGACAACUUACUCCUCAUAAUAUCAAGCAAUUCAGAUUGAUAAAUCAAACUGUAUUCCCAGUCACAUACACAGAGAAAUUUUAUAGUGAUGUUCUAAAGAAUAGUAAGAUGUGCAGACUUGCUUACUUUAAUGAUAUCGUCGUUGGAGCUGUUAGUUAUCGGGUAGAGAAUGUUGUUGUGAAGAAUGUCGAUUUGGCUACGGAUGAUAAUAACGGCCAAGCUAAUCAAACUGUCAAGAAGUGUUAUAUUAUGACUUUGGGAUGUCUUGCACCAUACAGAGGCUACGGUGUUGGUACGCUUAUGUUAAAACAUGUCAUUAAGAGCUGUUUAAAGCACGGUGGUAUUAAAAGUAUUUAUCUGCAUGUUCAUGUUGGUAAUGAAGGCGCAGUAGCGUUCUACAAACGUUUCGGUUUUGAAAUAACUGGAGAAGUUAGUGAUUACUACCGCCGUAUUCAUCCUCAAACUGCCUACGUGCUCGAAAGGUCCCUAUCAGCUACAGAAGCUAGGGAAUCCGACUCAGAAUCCGAUUAA
Molecule: messenger RNA, 621 nt
Organism: Schistosoma intercalatum
Lineage: Eukaryota; Metazoa; Platyhelminthes; Trematoda; Strigeidida; Schistosomatidae
Source: the annotation of a GenBank genome assembly